Scomber scombrus (Atlantic mackerel) is the source of this 1801-nucleotide messenger RNA. RefSeq lists its product as uncharacterized. The record is from RefSeq and is a predicted model, not a curated record. NCBI's taxonomy places the organism in Eukaryota, Metazoa, Chordata, Actinopteri, Scombriformes, Scombridae. Gene Ontology annotation, molecular function: protein binding. Bases 131 to 1672 code for a protein of 513 amino acids. The transcript has 19 exons.
UUGGUUAUCAAAGACACCUGUUUAAUUCUCAUGCAGCAGUUCAGUGACCUGUUUUACGUGUAUAUAAAGACAGGAACUGAAGGAGUGGUGUCAGACUGCAUCUUGCUGUCUAAAGAGGUGAUAUUUCACAAUGAGGCGUGCUGCAGCUUUUCUGGUGUUGCUGCUCUGUCUGUACUGGACGAGGGCUCAGGGUGAGAGUGGAGGGGUGACAGGGAAUGAUAUCACUCAGACGGAGGUUCAGUCUGAGAUCCUGGGUGUCAUAGCAACCAGUGAUCAGACCAACAUCACCCCUGACAUCUGGGCUGAGCUGAAGGAGCUGAGAGACAUGGCCAUCACACACAGUGUGGAACUGAGGAAGCUGGAGCAGCAGAAUACAGCCAUACAGGCCAGACUGACAGCCAGUGAAAGCAAGAAUGCAGUGUUGGAGUCCAGAAUGAAAACCAGUGAAAACGAGGUGGAGGAGCUCAAGAGACAGAAUGCAGUUUUGAAGGCCAAAAUGAACACCAGUGAAAAUGUGAUGGAGGAGCUCAAGAUAGAGAACACAGAUCUUCAAUCCAGAGUAACAGCGAGUGAAGAUAAGAGCACAGUGUUGGAGGCCAGAAUGAACACCAGUGAAAACGAGGUGGAGGAGCUGAAGAUAGAGAACACAGAUCUUCAAUCCAAAGUAACAACAUUUGAAGAUAAGAGCACAGUGUUGGAGGCCAGAAUGAACACCAAUGAAAAUGUGACGGAGGAGCUCAAGAUAGAGAAUGCAGUGUUGGAGUCCAGAAUGAAAACCAGUGAAAAUGUGAUGGAGGAGCUCAAGAGGGAGGACACAGAUCUUCAAUCCAGAGUAACAGCAUUUGAAGAUAAGAGCACAGUGUUGGAGGCCAGAAUGAACGCCAGUGAAAACGAGGUGAAGGAGCUCAAGAGACAGAAUGCAGUGUUGGAGUCCAGAAUUAAAAUCUGUGAAAAUGAAGUGGGGGAGCUCAAGAGACAGAACACAGAUCUUCAAUCUAGAGUAACAACAUUUGAAGAUAAGAGUACAGUGUUGGAGGCCAGAAUGAACACCAGUGAAAACGAGGUGGAGGAGCUGAAGAUAGAGAACACAGUUUUGAAGGCCAGAUUUAAAACCAGUGAAAAUGUGAUGGAGGAGCUCAAGAUAGAGAACACAGAUCUUCAAUCCAGAGUAACAUCAUUUGAAGAUAAGAGUACAGUGUUGGAGGCCAGAAUGAACACCAGUGAAAACGAGGUGGAGGAGCUGAAGAGACAGAAUGCAGACCGACCAAAGGUGGCGUUCUCACUUGGUCUCACUGAUAAUCGACAAGUUGGACCCUUCAAUACUGACACAACACUUAAGUUCAGUAAAGUCUUCACCAACUUUGGUCAGGCCUACAGUCCAACUACAGGCCACUUCACAGCCCCAGUCAGAGGAGUCUACUACUUGUCAUUCACUACAGUGGAUGUCCGGACUAAAGUAUGGAGUCGUAUUUAUCUCUAUCACAAUGACAAGAGAGUGUUGUUUAAUGAUAAUUUCAAUGAUGAACAUGGCUAUACCAGAUUUUCUAAUUCACUGGUUCUUCAGCUGGAAAAGGGGGAUGUGGUGUUCAUGGUUUUACCUGCCAACUAUAGUGUAUUCGAUGAUACCAAUGAUCAUACUAACUUUAAUGGAUUUCUGCUUUUUCCACUGUGAGACGAAAACAUGACAAUUUCUUUAACCCAAAUUUUUUGGCAUUGUCUACAAACAAGUCAUACAGUAUUCAUAUGUAUAUGAAAGGAUGCACAUUGUUGCUGUGUUGGCUUUGCUCUGCAACAAACUACA